Molecule: messenger RNA, 11065 nt
Organism: Scylla paramamosain (green mud crab)
Lineage: Eukaryota; Metazoa; Arthropoda; Malacostraca; Decapoda; Portunidae
Exons: 4
Coding region: 8169-9560 (463 amino acids)
Source: RefSeq, a predicted model, not a curated record
AUACGUAUCUCUUUCUAUCACCAAGACUCGUGGAUCUUAAUUAAUUAUCAAUAUAUCUUUAUUCUCUUCUAUUUUAUCUAGUUCCAGUCCCUGUCUCAAUUUCCAAAAUUUGAAAAUUCAGAAUUAAUAUCUCUCAAAUUUGGUAUCAAUUCUUGUUUAAACAUAUCUUUUCAAUCACCAAGACACUCACAUUUUAUAAAACAAUCCAUAUAUCUUUAAUAUUCUUUCUUAUUUUGUCUGUGCUGUCUCAGGGUUGCCGUUUCUGUCUGCUUAGCUAUACUACGUGCUGUCAUGGCCUCAUAUUUCAUUCGCUUACCUCUUGAACAGAUACUUCACCUAAAAUCAGCCUCUCACACGCUGAGAUAUGCAGUAAAAUUUUCUUUGAUCUCUUCCCUAAUAUGCAAAGGUUUGCACAUGUACACUCUUAUCCAACCGUUCUGUCCACUGCAUCAUCUUGUGUGACUCACCGCCCAGACAGGACCCACAACAAUGCUGACAGCCUGAGCCGCCGCCCUGUGAGCUGGGCUGCACCCACUGUGUAGGGAAGGAACCUGAUGUGGUAGUCCGACGACUGAGAAUCCUGGGGGACACUAGUAAGAUAGACGAUAAGUGGAAGAGAGCACAGCGGGAGGACACUGACCUUGCCCCUGUAAUCCGCUGGCUGGAAGCAGGCGAUGAGCGGCCGGACUUGGAGGUGGUGUCGGCCGAGAGUCCCUUCAUCAAACACCUCGUGGAGCAAUGGGUCACACUGAAGCUGGAUUGGGGCGUGCUACUGAAGUGCUGCUGAAGACAAGAGAAGACGAGUCUUCCUGGUUAAUGGUGGUGCCAAGCUCUUUGAGGGCUGAACUGCUGCUGGAGUUGCGCGCAGGCCUCAUGAGUGGCCACCUGGGAGAGAAGAAGACUGAGCCGCCUCCGUCAGCGCUUUUACUAGGUAAGGUUGCGUGCAGACGUGCAGGAAUGAUACAUGGCCUGUGAUACGUGUUGUGCCAAGAAGGGACCUGCAAGGAAGACUCGCGUGCUUCUCCAGUUGCAUCAAGUUGGCGCAUCCAUGGAAAGAGUGGCUAUAGACAUGGCAGGGCCUCUCCCUCUCACCACGCGGGUUAAUCAGUUCGUCUUGGUUGUAAUAGACUACUUUACAAAAUGGUCCGAGGCAUAUGCUCUCCCCAACCACGAGGCAGAAACGGUGGCGGACGUGCUGGUUAGUCAGUUCUUCACCCUAUUUGAAGAGCCGGAUGAACUGCACUCUGACCAAGGAAGAGAAUUUGAAUCUCAGGUCUUUUCAGAGUGCUGUGAGAUGUUGGGCCUACGCAAAACAGGACAACGCCCCACCAUCCCCAGUCAGACGGUAUGGUAGAGCGAUCUAACCGUACCUUGGCAGAUGGAUUGGCCAAGUACUGUGCUUAAGGACAGCUACACUGGGAUCUCAAGUUGCCUGCUUUCCUCAUGGCCUACCGAUCUGUUGUGCACGAGGUGACAGACUAUACUCCUGCACGCCUUAUGUUGGGGAGGGAGCUGAGACUGCCGGUGGACCUGGUCACCGGGCGGCCACCUGAUCAAAGUCUGCCUACUGUCACGACAAGCUACCCACUGGCGCUGCAGGAAAGCCUAUCAGAGGUCCACAGACAGGUGCGAGACAUUUUUCAGAUGGCAGGGCAGGCCAUGAAGCAGUACUACGACCGGAGGAUGAGAGAAGCGAGCUACUCUGCUGGUGAUGUGGUGUGGCUGUACAACACUCGUAGGAAGAGAGGAUUGUCUCCGAAAUUGCAGAGUCCCUGGGAGGGAUCUUACAAGAUGGUGGAUGCUGUCUCCAAUGUCAUCUACAGAAUCUGUCGAGGACAUCGGGGUUGUAAACUCGUCGUCCAUGUUGAUCGUCUGUGGCGCUAUCAUGGACCUGGUUAUUAUACAUGGGGCCGUGGAGAGGCGAACAAGACCGAGGAGGAGGGACGGCAGGAUGGGCGUGAGCCUGCUGUAACGGAACCGCAGACAGUGGGCCACCAGCCUACUUCGGACGUUGGCCUUACCGGGAGGAGGGACGGAGAAUAUACCUCAGCAACGGUACCUUCUCCUUCACUCGACGCUGGACAACGAGGUGCCAUACCUAAGCGACGCCGCCAGGAGCCUAGACAGUUUUGGGGAAUGUGAUCAAUACCAACUGACAUCAACAGUAGAAAGUGAAAGAAGCAGCAGUGACCUUGAUGGUGAAGAUGGUUUGGCCUUGAGAGGGAGGAGGAAACGGUCCAAGAAGACACUGCCAGAGGAUUUCAUUAGUAGUCAGGAUUUGGAUUGUAAUGCUGCAGUUCCAUCUGUACAACAGAGGUGGUGGUUCAAACUCACAACAAACAGCUGCUCCCACCCCACCACAAAAGAUGGUUAGAUACAGCCAGCUAAACAAAAGCUCUGAUUCAAUAGAGUCAUGUACAACAAGAACUAAACCUCCAAAGAGAUAAAGUUCAUAUGAUUAUGACAGAAUUCCAGAGGCGUGUUAUUCAUCUUUUGCUGGAUAUGAGGCAUUUAGUGCAUAUUCUGACUGAUUCUACAGCAAGUGAUGCUGACAAGAUAAUUCAACGGAUGGAGUCUCUGGAGGAAGCACACGUGUUGGAGGUGAAUUAGCAACGCCCUCUGUUUUCAGAGAAAUGACUGAAAGAUGUGUCAGCAUAGGUGGCAUUCAUAUGAAGGAUAUGGUAUCAAAGCUAAUAUGCAGCUUUUUGACAAAGAAAUUAAUGUGUCAGUGCAACAUGCAUGGUCAGCGGGGCAAAGUGACUUUUAAAAAAUACAAGAUUGUGCAAUGUCAUUAGAGACAGUGCAUGUGCAGAAAAGAUUUAGAGAUGCCAGUCUGACAGAAGUAUAAAUGAUAAUUGCAGCAAAACUAUGUAAUGCCCCCAGAAUUAAAGAAACUGGAAUUUAAUUCAUGUUGAAAUUACUGAACAUUAGGAUAGUUAAAUGUCUGUCAUGUCCGGCACUCCUACAGAAUCUUGGUCCCGCCUGGUUCGUGGGCCAAAGUUGCCAGUUAUGGAUUUUCUGCUGCAGUGUUACCACACUGGGCGAGCGAACCAUCCUGGCAGCGCUCCCCAGCGUAGGAAUGCACAUACACACAAUGCCAGAGAAGACCGCAGGGUGGAAUACAAAUACUUUGAAGUGCCGCGUGUGUGGUAUAGUCUUCCCUCCCUCCUCUUAUUUAAUGCAACAUCUCUGGCCAACAAGAUGGACGAGUUGACUGUGACGGUGAGUUCUACUUGUGCGGACAUUGUGACGGUUACUGAGGCGUGGCAGAUUGUUCCUGAGGUGUGCACGAUGCAGGACUACCAGCUCUACCAUCACCUCAGGUCAGGACGCAGGGGGGAGGGGGGGAAUGGCCGUUUUCUGCCGCUAUGCCCUCAGCCCCUCACACCUCCCUGUCGAUAUUCCUGCCGGUGUGGAGGCCCUGUGGGUGAGAGUUACGCCACCCCCCCCCCCAUUCCAGCAACACGGCCUCCAUCAUCGUGUGCGUCCUGUACCACCCCCCACGAGCUGCCACAGCACAGUUACUCACCGCUCACAUCAUCGACACUGCUGAUGCCCUGAGAGUGAGGUAUCCUGCCGCCAAACUGGUCAUCUGUGGGGACUUUAAACAGAUUAGAUAUCAACGAUAUUCUACACCAGCUACACCUCACCCAGGUCGUGAACUUCCCCACCCUCCAGCAAGCAAUCCUCGACUUUAUACUGACAGACCUGGGGCAGCAGUACUCGCCCCCCAAGCCGCUGCUUCCCAUCGGACGGAGCACCCACCUCUCCAUACUGUGGACACCCACACCCACCACCUUGACCCCCCAGUCAGCUGUCACCAGGACCCACCGCCCCAUGCCUGACUCAGCCAUGAGGGCGUUUGGGCAGUGGGUGACGCAACACCCGUGGACCGAGGUGCUGGAUGUGGAGGACGUCCACUUAAAAUGGCAAAAUUACGUCGUCACCACCACAGAAGCCUUCCACCGCUACUUCCCAACUAAGAGCGUCACGGCGCACCCGUCUGAUGCCCCCUGGAUGACGCCCGGCAUUAAAAAGACUCAUGCGUCAGCGGACCUGGGCGUUUCACUCCUGCCCGGUCCUUUACAGGAAACUAAGAAACAGAGUGAUCAGGGAGAUUAAGGCUGCAAAGGCAAGCUAUUACCCAGACAAGAUACACCACCUCAAGCUGACCAACAACAGACAGUGGUACGCUAAGAUCAAAGCUUUUUGCAGCUUACAAAAGCACACUUCAUCUCUUCCUUGCACCUCACACCUUCCUGCUAAUCUCGCGUCUCAGGAGAUGAACGAUCACUUUGCUGCUAUCUGUCAAACUUUUCCUCCCCUCCACACCACUCCGCUUCCUGCCUAUCUUCCCGCUCCCUUCCCUCUCCCCAUUGUCCAGGAGGUGGAUGUUUUUUAAGAGAAUACUCAAAUUCAAACCAAGAUCCACCACACCCACUGACCUUCCUAUAAAAAUUUACAAGGAAUUUGCUGUAGAGCUAGCAACACCGCUAUGCUCUAUAAUAAACGCCUCACUCUCCCAUCACUCUUGCCCCACGGACUGGAAGACAUCUUACGUCACCCCCAUUCCCAAAACUUCCAGUCCACAGUCACUCAGUGACCUCAGGCCAGUCUCUAUCACCCCCAUCCCUAGCCUUAUUUGUAAAGAUUUUGUGUAUGACUGGGCGUACACCAAAAUUUGUAAUACCGUGGACAUCAGACAUUUUGGAAAUAUUAAAGCCACCUCCACCUCCCAUUACCUGACCAGCUUCCUUGAAUUCAUCCACAGCCACCUGGACAAGCGAAACACCUCUCUAGCUGUUGCUUUUGUGGAAUUCAAAAAGCCUUUGAUCUUGUUGAUCACACUGUUGUCAUCAGCAAGGCAGUAAGUCUGGGUUUCCCCCCUAACCUGGUAGCGUGGCUAGCUGACUUCCUCACAGGGAGGCGUAAGGCCGUUCGCUAUCAGGGCUCUGUCUCUAAUUUCCAACAGCUUACAUGUGGGGUCCCCCAGGGGACCAAGAUGAGUCCUCUAUGCUUCCUCCUUCUCAUUAACGACGCCCUCACUGACACCCCCCAUCGCUGGAAGUAUGUGGACAACUGCACCAUGGGCGUCCCAGUAUCCACCAAGAACCCGGACUAAUCGCCACUGCAAGCAAUUCUGGAGCGACUGCAGACGUGGACGGAGGAGAGUAGGAUGACCAUCAACCACAGCAAAAUUGUGGUGAUGCAUUUCUGUACCUCCUCUGUACCAGUGCCCCCUCCCCAGCUCACAGUGGACCCUCACCCCCUCCAGGUGGUCCGAUGUGCCAAGCUUCUCGGAGUCACGGUGGACGACCAGCUGACCUGGAAGCAGCAUGUCGCCAGCACCGUAAGAUCAGCUACCUACAGGCUGUACAUGCUGCGCAGACUCAGGUCGCUGAGGACGCCGACAGAUGAGUUAAACUCAUGUAUGCCUCCCCAGUGUGGUCCUCCUCCCUCACACACACUCAACAGCUACAGCUAGAGAGUGUGCAGAAAAGGGCGUGCAGGGUCAUCCUUGGCCCGGCAUACACCACCUAUGAAGAAGCCCUGACCACCCUGAGUCUGUCCAGACUAUCCACCAGGCACCGAGAGGCUCUGGAGAAGUUUGGAAGGGGACUAUUGCAUCAUCCACGUCUCAGAAACAUGCUAUCGCCUGACGCGCCUCGCCCGGUCUGUGCCACCAGACACCACAACAAGAUAACGCCCCAAAAGGCGCCGCGCACGGACCGGUACAGACUCAGUGCGAUUCCCACCAUGGUGCGAGCCAUCAAUCAAUAGUCCCUUCUAGAUUAGACUUACCUUUAGGAUUAAUGUUAAGUAUUUCCUCACUCCCUAUGUACAUUUUCAGUUUGUUAACUACCUAAGUAAUAAACCGUUUAUUAUUAUUAUUAUUAUUAUUAUUAUUAUUAUUAUUAUUAUUAUUAUUAUUAUUAUUAUUAUUAUUAUUAUAAUGCUCAUCUCGCAAUGUAAAAGUGGUCCAACACCUGAAUAACACCUGAUUAACACACACACACACACACACACACACACACACACACACAUAUGAUGCUCGUCUCGCGAUGUAAAAGUGAUAACACCUAAAUAACAUACACGCACACACACACACACACACACACACACACACACACACACACAAUGCUCAUUUAUAGAGUGUAAUAGAAAGUGUGUUAGAGAGUUAGAGAGUGUAUAACAUGGCUCACUGGGGAGGGCUGGCAGGAUGGCUCGCUCACCCAGCAUGGUAAGACUGCAACAGAAAAUGCAUAACUGUCAACUUUGGCCCGCAAGCCAGGCGGGAACAAGAUUCUGUAGGAGUGCCGUUGUCACAGCCCGUUUCCCCCCCCCCCCCAGUUCAAAGCUCCCCGGGGGGAAACUUAGACUAGUCUAUAUUUCCCAAGGGUGGAAUUACGUUACUGGUCUACAUUUCCUCUCUUUAGUCUAGAAUUCCCCCCCCCACCCCUGAAUAUCACAAUGAAAUAAUUGAGACAAACAAUUUAAGAUAAUUUAUUGAUUUAAAAACAUAUUUAAGAUACUUUAUUGAUUUAAAAACUUAUCUAUGUUGUAGUUAAACUGUACAUGUUUGAAUACAAGUUAAUAACUGUAUCUAGAAACAAUUUUUUUCUUUGACAAUACAACUGGACUUAUCUAAAUACAAGAAGUUAAUAACUAUAUAUAAAUACAAGUCUUUCUUGGUAAUACAACUGCACUUAUUUUACAUACUCAAGGCCCAACAGCAUUAACCUCUUCCAUUUUUAGUACAUUUUGCACAAGAACCCAUGCAUCUUCAUCAAAGUAACAUUUCAAAUCCUGCAAGACAUUUCUCAUGGAUAAAAUUUGUCCAGGCACCUUUUCUGGUAUGCAUUUGUAGCGGGACACAAGUCACCGCUCCUAGCACUCCGUUUUCUGUUAUAUUUUCACCCUUCCGUUUUCACUCUCUCUACUGCACAAACUUUUGUCUUUCAUCUCUUCUUUCCUCACUUUAUACAUAUCUCUUACUGUACACAUUCUGUGCACGCUCUUUGACACAUGUGUUACACAUCUUCUCAAUACAUCUUAUUACUCCUUUCUUCACACAGACAUACACACACACAUACACUCUCUUUUUCUAUAAUCUUAUGUAAAUUAUUUAUUUUUGUAACGAAAUUUUGUAUAUAUUGUUCAUGUUUUUGCUGAAUAAAUUGGGACACUGCACACAGGCACAGGCACGAGAGACACCCCACUCGGCAGCCAAGCCGUCAAGACGUCCACCGCUCUCUACCGACUUCGCUUCAGCAAGCUUACUGGGCUCUGCUUCCAACAUACUUGUUGGACUUAGUCUCUGCUUACUCGGCUGGACUUAGUCUCUGCUAGCUCGGCUGGACUUAGUCUCUGGUAGCCCGGCCGGACUUAGUCUCUACGUGACUAACCGGACUCAGUCUCCAACGAAGAUUUUGUCUUCCAGCCCAUUACUGACUUAGUCUUGGAGCGUAGGCUGGAUCCUGUCACUCCUUGCGCUGCUGCACUCUGCCCAACCGCUGGACUUAGUCUCUGUGCUCAUACAGACUUUGCUAGCACUUUCCUUUGGCUAAAAACCUGGGGUUAUUACCCCUUAUAGACAUAUCCUGUUACUCAGGGUUUGGUAACACUACCAAGGGGCCCCACGGCGUUCGAGGGAGCCGCCCAACGAGCUGCGGCCCUUAGGUAGUGCUUACCAUUCACUUAGUAUUCGCAGGGCUUUCUUGCACUUUCCCUUUCCUUUCUUCUGCGGUUUCUUUGCCCACUAGGUGGAUUGCACUGUGGUACGAAGGUGAACCCCCUGGGCUUGCCUCAGGGGGGCCCCUCUAGAGGGGUGCUUAUAGGAAGCAGGCAAUCUCGGGCUGUAGGGUGCUAGGAAAGUCUCUCUUGAGGCAAUUCCUUCCUUCCCUUCGACGCCUCUUAGAAGGUGGGGGACGUUGGAGGAGGAAUUGUAGGCAGUUUUCUUCCCUAGGUAGUUGUGGUUCUGCUCCUCGGAGCAGUCUUGUUGCUAGGUCACUAUAGGGAGCCAGGUCGUUCACUUGGCGGGUUUUUUCCCGGGCAUAGGAGGUCGAAUAGCGACCGACCUGUGCUCGGGCCGGCCUCACGUCCGUGAACGACUUGGACCCAACACAGAAACUGACACUAUACACAUUUACACACUUAUGUCAUGAAAAAUGCCACGAAUAAAGAUAAAAUCCAGUGACUCUAAAGACCCUAGGAAGAAAUCUGGUUUGCUUGCCAUCCUGUCAAAUAAUGAUAUAUAUGUCACCAAACUGAUCCCUGUCUCUGACGGAUACGUAAUCAUCACCUCAAAUGAUGAAGACCUUGACAAAGUAUUCCAACAAAAAACAACAAGUGAACUUAAUGAAAAUGAUUUCUACCCUCUAAUUCCACCAGAACUGAGAGCAAAAAGGUCUGUAAUAGUUUUCAAUGUUGACCCCCACAUAUUCAACAACGAAGAACAAGAAAUACAAGAUGAGCUCCAAGAACACAACGAAUGGGUUAAGAAUAAUCUUAGCAGCAUUUACAAAUUCCCCAACUCCAAAACUUUAAAAAUAACUUUUAGUCAAGCUGCAACAGCACUAAAAGCUCUAGACACCGGCCUGAAAAUGUUUCAGAUGAGCAUCCCUAAACACAGAAUACAGCAAGAAAAAUUCUACCAACUCCAAACUUGCUUUAGAUGCUACGCCAUCGAGGAUCACCAUACCAACGCGUGUCCUCUAGAUAGAGAUUAUAAAGUAUGCUCUGAAUGUGCAGAUCAAGACCAUUCAUGGAAAGACUGCAAGAACACUAAAAAGAAAUGCAUAAACUGCAAGGGUGACCACAGAACACUAUCCAUGACAUGCCCUAUGAGAAAAACAGCAAUAAAAGAAAAAAGGGAAAUGAAUAAGAACAUCAACACCUACGCAGGGGCCGCUAAGAACACAGCAUCAACACAAAGUUUCUCUGCUCAUACUAACAUAGACAAGGACCUUCACCUCAAAAUAUACUCUUGUAUGCUUCAUGCCCACAUUAUGAACAUCUCUGAGCCUGGAUGCUUUGAAGCUGAGCUCAACGCAACCUUCACAGCCAACAACUUGCCAACUAUCAAGAUCCCAAGAACCCCUAAGUCAGAUCUCCUCAUCAAAAAGCUCACAGAGGAAGAAGAAAAAACGGUAACAGACACAGAGAUCACAAUCAAACGCACACAAGACGGAAAUAAUAAGAAGCAAGAUACCUACCAAGAGACAGGAACCAUAGAGAAACCAAAAAGCAAGAACAGACUCCACAGCGGUGACAUAAAAUUACAUAUUUACACCUCAGAAAGCACAAGAUGGCCACCACACCUGUCACCCACAGACCUGGUUAAGAACAUCAGAGAAAAUAAAUUCAAGUUUACAUACUCUGACCAAUCCUUUGAAGAUUCAGAAAUUCUCCAUCUUAUUGAAUUUAAUGAAAUAAAGAUGGAAGAAUCUUGCUGGUGCAUUGUAGAAGAUAGUGUUUUCCGCAAAAUAAGAUCAGGCCAGAUUAAUGAUAAAUCACCUCUACCCAAAGAUCUAAGAAGACAUAGAAAAUUCUCUAAGUAAAACCAAUAUAUAAAUAUAAAUUUCAUACAAAGAAGCAAUAAAUUUAACCAAACAAUAAACUAUACACAAUAAUGGCUCUUAAUACACUUAAAGUAAUACAACAUAAUGUCCAACACUGGAAAACCAGGAAAACCACACUAUCAAAUAUUUACAGACACUUCGACCCUGACGUAAUUCUAAUUAACAGUCAUUGUAUACCAGACACCCAUAUUAUGAGAAUUCCUUCCUACAACAUAAUAAAGAAAAACACACUAAAUAAUCAUGCAGAUGGUACUGCAAUUGCAGUGAAACGAAAUAUAAAAUACAAAAUACUAGAUGACUUUAUUUCUGACUUAAUUGCAAUAGAAAUUGAAACAACAACGGGAAAAAUAAUUCUGGCAACACUAUAUCAACCUCCAGCACGAAACUUCAUACCGAUCCCUGACAUAAUUAGACUAUUUCGUAGACAAACUCCAGUAUAUAUGAUAGCAGACUUAAACGCCAAUCACCCUUGUCUAGGUUACAAUUAUACAAACACGAAAGGCCGCCAGAUACACACACUGAUACACAAUAGAACACUACAACACAGGGAACCUUACUUUCCAACAUUUUAUACACAAGGAAGGGGCACAACACCAGACAUAAUACUCACCAACUACAGGACACAUCACAACAUACAUAUUACACCUGGCCCUCUCACUUCCAGUGAUCAUAUUCCUAUUUUACUCACCAUUUCAUCAUCACCAAUUUUAAUACCAGCUCCAAAAAAACCGAAUCUAAAACAGGCGGAUUGGGAAAACUUUAAAAAACAUAUUAAUGAUAAUAUAGCAGAUGCUAAUCUGAAUCUUACUGAAAUAGAAAACAUAGACAAUGCAAUAGAAAACUGGCAUAACACAAUUGAUAAUGCCAUUAAAAAUCAUAUCCCAUUCACUAAUCACCGACAAUUACCUGCCCCUAAAUUAACCGAAGAAACUAAACUCACAAUAAUUAGGUUCAAUGCACUCAGACAACACUCACAACAAUACGGCUGGGACAUAAAUCAUUACAGACUGUACAGAACAUUGCAAAAUACCCUAGAAGCGAGGAUGAUAGAAGAAAGUAACAAAAAUUGGCAUAAUUUAUUAGAAGAAGUAUCCGCCACAUACAAAAACCCAGGUAUCUUCUGGAAGAAAAUAAAAGUGAUCACUGGAAAUAACAUUCCCGAACCUGAAUAUCUCCUGAACUAUAACAACACUAAAAUAUACAAAACAGAAGAAAAGGAAGAGUUACACAGACAACACUGGUCGCAAAUAUUUGAAGAGGAGGCAGAGGAUGAAGAAGAAGAAAGUGAAGAAAUAUACCAAUUUUUACAGAACAACCUAGACAGAAUAUCCCCCUACGAUAACACUGACACAUCACGUCUAGGAACCUGCGCUCUUGACACACAAAUAACACCUGAGGAAGUAGGAAAUGUGAUUAAAAAUAUUAAGAAAUCCAGUCCAGGACAAAGUGGGAUAAACAAAACGAUCCUCCAAGCACUUCCUGAU